AAAGCAGUAGAUGAGCAAAUUCAACACAUAUCAUUAGACAAAAGAUUAAUCGAAUUUAUUCUAGAAGUACAACAAAAUCUAUCUGUAAAUAUUCAGGAAUACAAGAAUCAAUCAUUAUUUUCUAACACAAAAGAUUUGGUUAAAACUCCAGAAUACAAAAUGCAAAGUCUCUCGAUAAAUGAAUCAAUAUGGGAGCACGAUGUAUUGGAUCCUAUAGUAAAAUAUAUUACCUAUGAUUUAGAAGAAGAUAUUUUUAUUAGAUGUUCUAAAGGUCCAAUAAAGAAAAAUAAUAUAUUUGGAGUACAUAAAAGUGGUAUUUAUGAAUGGGAAGUUCUUCUUGGCGAAGUUUCUAAUGGACCUUUUGUUAAUACAAUGCAAACUCAAUCACACAUAUCCGACGAUCAUAUUAAACUUGGAAAAUGUGCAAAAGAUAUAUUGGAUGAUGCUCUAAAUUUUAUCAACUUAAAUUAUUCAACUGAAACCCCAAAUUUUAAGAUUAUUAAAGAAAUUAACAUCUUUUUAAUUCAUGCUCAUGAAACGAGCUUAGAACUUUUUAUUUUGGAUCAGAAAUUUGAACCAUUUUUUCGGUUAAGAAAGCUAUCUAAUAUUUUGAUUCCUUAUAAACCAGGCACAAUUGGUGGGAUUAUUGAUUUGGUUCAGA
This is a messenger RNA of Racocetra persica, 661 nucleotides long. NCBI's taxonomy places the organism in Eukaryota, Fungi, Glomeromycota, Glomeromycetes, Diversisporales, Gigasporaceae. The record is from the annotation of a GenBank genome assembly.